Messenger RNA from Laccaria bicolor S238N-H82, 840 nucleotides. RefSeq lists its product as uncharacterized. NCBI's taxonomy places the organism in Eukaryota, Fungi, Basidiomycota, Agaricomycetes, Agaricales, Hydnangiaceae. The record is from RefSeq and is a predicted model, not a curated record. Bases 1 to 840 code for a protein of 279 amino acids. The transcript has 5 exons.
AUGCGUGUGGCGAUUUUUAGAUGCGCCAUUCUUUCGUCUUUGGUCUCCUUGGUGGUCGCCUUCAAUCCUUUCUCGCCGCGCGAUAUCGACAACGACGUGUGCGGCGAGAUAAACGAGGUUCUCUACGUCCCAAGCUAUGGGAAAAGUGUUGCCAGUGGAACUAUUAAUGCUUGCAUCUGCCUCUCUACGAUUCCUACGUUUAUUGCGACCAACUCGGCGGCUAUCUCGGGAACUGCAUUGGCAGGAAAAGAUUACGUGACUGCUGAGAUCACAGCCAUGCUCUACCGUUGUGGAAACAUCAAGCAAUGUACCUAUCCCCCUCGCUCCGUUCCCCAGUGUCAAUCCAAAAAUCCCUGCGGCUUCACAUGCAAAGAUGGCUACACCCCGUCCCCAAGCAAUUAUCCUACGCAAUGCGUCUGUAAAUCCCCUCACAAAGUUUGCAAUGGGAUCUGUGGCAACUAUAGUGCUUGCCCUACUGGGUCCUAUAGCAAGCGUAAUGUUCCCAAUGCGAAGCGUCGGUCAUGCCCAACAGGACUCAAAGCAUGCGGCAUUCUAGGAAGAAGCGCCAAGUCUUGGGAGUGCAUUGACACGCAGAGUGAUCUAGAGAGCUGCGGAGGUUGUGCUGUUCCUCUGCUCCACGGCCUCUCUACUCCUGAUGGCGAGGACUGCGCCGCCAUCGCUGGCGUCUCCGACGUCUCUUGUGUCAAUGGCCAGUGCAGCAUACACCGUUGUAUGCCAGGUUAUAAACUUGACGCCUUGAGCAAAUCUUGCGUCUACUCGGAAGACGAAGAUCCCGCCCUCCUUGCGGCUCAAUAUGGACUUGACUAUGUUUCCUUGUGA